AUGCCAAUCGGACAUGCCAAUCGGACAUGCCAAUUGGACAUGCCUUUCGAAGGUGGAAAAAUCUGGCAGAGAAUCGUAGAAUUAUAUAUGAAAGGUAAUCUUACUUUCAAAACGGACAGACUUGUUGCCAUCGGAGGACUAGCAAACGCAGCGGCACAACACAUAGGGGGAAAAUAUUUAGCGGGAGUAUGGGAAAAAGACCUGCUAUAUGGUAUUCUUUGGAGUGCUCAAGAAUACCCGUUUCAUCUUUCCAACUUUACCGAAGCUCCGCUAGAGAAGCACGAAUAUACCGCCCCCAGCUGGUCUUGGGCCUCUUUUAGCGCAGAAAUAAAAUUUCCUUCAAAGGUCUAUGGAAGCGAAGUUAUUGAGCAAUUUUCUCAGAUCUUGGAAACACGUCUGGAGCUAGCAAUUGAUAACCCAUUUGGGAAAGUAUGCGGUGGAUAUAUCAAGCUCAAGGGAGAUAUCACUUCCGCUAAAUGGUGUGGCGAAAAUUUUUCUGGCAGGCAAUUUCUUAACGGUUUUGAACUUUGCUUCGGACGAGAUCGCAAAGAAUGGGGAGUUAAUAUCGGAGUACUGUUUAUUUGUGACUUUGAAGAUAUGACAGGAAUCGAGCUACAUGAAAUAUAUCUUCUUCCUGUUUGUAGAUUCCACUAUAAUUAUGGUCGCUGGGAGGUUGGAGGUCUCAUACUGUUCCCGACAAACAGAGUGAGAUGGGAGUUUCGAAGGCGUGGUAUAUUUAGGUAUUACGACGAUAAGGAACACGAGACUAUGAUGUCUGAAUGUAGUUCUUUCAGCCGCGAGCAGGAAAUUGAAUCGCCCGAACUUGGUCUACAAGAUGACGGACAAUUGAUUAUCAAGAUCUUUUGA
Botrytis byssoidea is the source of this 867-nucleotide messenger RNA. RefSeq lists its product as uncharacterized. The record is from RefSeq and is a predicted model, not a curated record. The transcript has a single exon. Lineage: Eukaryota; Fungi; Ascomycota; Leotiomycetes; Helotiales; Sclerotiniaceae. The coding region runs from base 1 to 867 and encodes 288 amino acids.